AAUAAAAUGUUACACAGACGACAACGUGACCGUCGACUUACUGUGCAUUGAUUGACCUUGAGUGUGUAAGUCAAUUGUACCUGUAAUGCAACAUACCAUGUCGAAUGAUAGGAGUUAUGUGAUAACCAGAAUUAUUCACACAAAUGUUUUGGCUCAUACUUAAGAGCUGUUGGAGGAAAGAUGCAUAGAUGAUGUGAAAAUGCACAACAUUUUAUUUUUUAUCAUAUAAAGCAGAUGUAUCCCAUGUUGCCAUGGGUCUGUACAACAACAGAUUACAGAAGAGGCUUGAAUGGGGUAACAACAUCAGAGACACACUUGGCUGCCACUUGUUCCACUUUUUUCGUUCUUACCACAAUUUGUUAAUUGGAAUAUUGAGACUCACAACACUCUGGUAAUAAUCCAUUUGAUCUCCCUAUUCUAACCCAAAGAAUGUUGUUGCAAGAAAUUAUUUAAUUAUAAGAAAAAAAAGAAGGAUUAUAAAAUAUGCUUAAUUUUGAUAGUUACUGCUAGGUAAUACUUUCAUAACUAGUAUUUUUUUAUGUACCAGAAUAUAUGAGAGAUUUCAUGUCAAUUAUUUUCUUUUGAAAUUUGUUUGAUAAUUUAGA
Messenger RNA from Pocillopora meandrina, 605 nucleotides. The record is from the annotation of a GenBank genome assembly. NCBI's taxonomy places the organism in Eukaryota, Metazoa, Cnidaria, Anthozoa, Scleractinia, Pocilloporidae.